CCGACCUCCUCUUACCGGCUUCAUAAGUUGUGUACACAGGGUCAACCUUUUAAGUCGGUUGAGAUCCUCCUCAAAUCUUGAUAUGGAAUUAAGCAAUUGAUUCCCUAACAUUUAAUGUGGGCUUUGAAUUCUUUUAAUUGUACCUAUAAUUCCAACAGAUUAUCAUCAUCAUCAUCUCCGAAUAGAUAAUUUUAUGGCAAGCAUCUGUAAUAUGUGGAAAAAAAAUUAUGGUUCAGUUUGUGCGAAUAAAAUUCUUAGUAUAUCAAACUUGGCUACCAAAUUUACCAAUUCUAAAAUAUGUACCUUUUAACAAGUCGAACUAGGUUGAUAUAAUUUUGGUGUUCAAAAUAUUAAGCUAAUGACUCCAUAGUCCAUCCAAAGACCAGACAGCACACUUAUUAAUAGCCUAGUUCAUAUAUACUUUCAGUUUUGCCCAGCAAUGACGGUGACUAGCACCAACAAAGUGCUGACCUAAUAAACAAACAUCUUCAGGUCAUAUUCGAGUCUACGCCAUUAUUCAGGGGUAUAUUCUAAAAAUAGCUCUUAAAAAUUCCGUAGGUUUUGAACCACAACUCGUAAAAUAGUAUGCAUGCUUAACGUAUGGCCGACUCCACCUGUUCCAGUAGCAAGAUGACACGCUCAGUUAUUGCCCAAUCUUUGCAGGAAAUAGCUUAUUCCUUGACCCCGACGACUGACCCGAGCCGAGCCAAGAGCUAAGACCGACUCCUAGAGAGUCAAAGUCAACCAUGCUUCUGAGCUUCUUUCUGAUCGCUCCUCGCCGUGCCUGCUCGACUGCCGUGAAACUUCCAUCUCCAAAAUCAGCGGCCACACCGGCGCAACUCGCGAGGCCACAGCUCUUGUCCCCUGCCUGGCUGCCUCGCCUCGCCGCUAGCCUUUAAAGCCCAGCCGCUCGCCCGCCUGCCGCGUCUCACGCCGUGCGACCCCAAGUCCCAACCACCUCCACCGCUCGCGUCGUGUCCUACCUCGUGCAACGCCGCGCGCGCACUUGCCCGGCCGCGCGCCCCAGAGGAGAGCGCACCACCUGUGCGGCAACAGCGAUGGCCAAUGCCCCUCUCGCCGAGACGCUGCCGCAGGCGGGGGCGGCGGGCGGGCGCAAGGUGGUGAACGAGGUGUCCGGCUGGCUGCGUGUGCUGGACGACGGCACCGUCGACCGCACGUGGACCGGCCCGCCCGAGGCACUCCCGCUGAUGCAGCCCGUGCCGCCAUACGCCGCGCCCCGCGACGGGCACACGCUCCACGACCUGCCCGGGGAGCCUGGCUUCCGGGUCUACCUCCCCGAGGCCGGCGGCGGGCGCCUGCCGGUCAUCGUGCACCUCCACGGCGGCGGGUUCUGCGUCUCCCACCCGUCCUGGCUCAUGUACCACCACUUCUACUCGCGCCUCUCGUGCACCGUCCCCGCGGUUGUUGUCUCCGUCGAGCUCCCGCUCGCGCCCGAGCACCGCCUGCCCGCGCACGUCGAGACGGGCGUCGCCGCGCUCCGCCGGCUCCGCUCCAUCGCGCUGGCCGAGAACGGCGGCGCGCUCGAUGACCCGGCAGCCAAGCUCCUCCGUGAGGCCGCCGACGUCUCCCGUGUGUUCCUCAUCGGGGACAGCUCCGGCGCCAACCUCGUCCACUUCGUCGCCGCGCGAGUGAGCCAGCACGGCGCGGGCACCUGGGCGCCCCUCCGCGUCGCCGGCGGCAUCCCGAUCCAUCCGGGGUUCGUGCGCGCAACGAGGAGCCGGUCGGAGCUGGAGGUGAGGUCGGACUCCGUGUUCUUCACGCUGGACAUGCUGGACAUGCUGGACAAGUUCAACGCCAUGGCGCUGCCGGUCGGCGCCACCAAGGAGCACCCGUUCACGUGUCCCAUGGGGCCGCAGGCGCCGCCCCUCGAGUCCGUGCCGCUCCCGCCGAUGCUGGUGGCCGUCGGCGAGAACGACCUCGUCCGCGACAGGAACCUCGAGUACUGCGACGCGCUGCGCGCCGCCGGCAUGGAUGUGGAGGUGCUGCUCAGCCGCGGCAUGAGCCACGCAUUCUACCUCAAUAAGUUCGCCGUCGACAUGGACCCCAGCACAGGGGAGCGGACCCAGGAGCUGAUCGACGCCAUCACGAGCUUCGUCGCCCGCAACUGAACGCUGAAGCGCGAGAAUAUGUUUGUGCAUGCUUGUGGAUGUGCGCAAUUGAGGUCAACGUAUACGUGUCAUGGUCAUGUCUCCCCUGUACCAGUAACAUUUUGCUUGAGAUUGAGUCUGCUCGUGCAUUUUUAUUGAUGUCAAAAGUUCAAAUAAGCAACCAUAGGUUCAAUGA
This is a messenger RNA of Panicum virgatum (switchgrass), 2304 nucleotides long. Its product is annotated as probable carboxylesterase 15. The transcript has a single exon. The coding region runs from base 1059 to 2129 and encodes 356 amino acids. The record is from RefSeq and is a predicted model, not a curated record. Lineage: Eukaryota; Viridiplantae; Streptophyta; Magnoliopsida; Poales; Poaceae. Gene Ontology annotation, molecular function: hydrolase activity.